Messenger RNA from Caenorhabditis angaria, 943 nucleotides. The record is from the annotation of a GenBank genome assembly. Lineage: Eukaryota; Metazoa; Nematoda; Chromadorea; Rhabditida; Rhabditidae.
AUGUCGUUGGCUGAAGAACUUAUGGCUGAUUUUGACGUUUACCAUGAUGAUGAUGAUGACGAGUUAGACGAACUUCUUGAGCAACAAAAUGAAUUUAAAGUACCGAAAAAGAGGAGAUAAUUGAAGAAGAUGAUGGAAUUGAAGAAGCGACGGAAGAAGCGAUGGAUGUUGGAAAAUAUCAAUCAGUUUUUGACGUGGCGAAAUUGGCAAAAGGAGAGGAAUAUGUGAGACUUGUUGAACAAUUGACAACUCGCUUUAGAACGACCCAAUCUUGAAGAUGUUAUUUUAACGGCGCCGUUAGGGAAAAUUUGCAGAUCCACAAUAUAAAUUGAUUGUUCGAAAAUUGUCGCAUGUGAGUGAGCAUUUGUUUUCAGUCAAAAAUUCAAUAUUUUUGCAGAUAGCCGCAGAAAAAUAUCGAUAACGAAAUCAAUGUGAUUCAACAAAUUCGUCUCACCAUAGCGACAAAUACGAAAAACAUGUGGUGCAACUUCCUCAUCUUCGAAACCCUUGUCCCAAAUGCUCUUGAUUCAAAAACCUGGCAACUGUCCAAUUAUUGGGGAACGAUAUCAAUACAAAAGGGCAAAAUAAAGAGCUUUUGGGGCGAAUAUUAGCACCAGCAACUUGUAUUGUAGUUAGUGUAACUGUCUCGGAUUAGACAACCCAAGGUACAAAAUUAGAGCAAGAAGAAUUGGAAACUGUAAUGGAGGCGUGUAAUUUGGCUGAAAAAUUGCAUAUGGAUCGAUUGUGUAUGCAUAGAUUGGUUGAGAUUCGAAUGUCAUUGAUUGCUCCGAAUUUGGUGAAUCUUUUGGGUGCUUCAACUACAGCUCUUUUGGUUUCACAAGCUGGUGGAUUAGCACCGCUUUCUAGAAUGCCUGCUUGUAAUGUACAAGUAUUGGGGAAGCAAAAGAGGAAUUUGGUGGGAUUUUUCGAGUGUUUCUGUUAA